UUUGUCGUUGUUCGACAGCUGCAAACUGGAAAGUCCCUGACAGCCAGGGAGGUUUCAGACAGGAAAACCACAGCCAGGUUUGUCGUUGUAAAUGAGGGAGACUCUUAUUUUCUUCGCCUCUCUACCUCCGCGGACAUUAAAUUCUGCGAGGUUGUUUCAGUCGUGAUUUUUUUUAGGCUAACCGAUGCUUCCUUGCGAGUGCUAGCUCUUUGUGCAAGCUAGUUCUUUGUGUGGCUAGCUGCUAGCCGAGGGAUGUUUUGUUGUUGUUGAACUGAGCAGCCCUCCCGUCGUCUGGGAGAGGAGAUUCAUCAGCUGUGCAUGGAGAAACGCCUUCUCGACGUCUCCUCGUCUGCUGCUGACAUUUUAUGUGCGAGUGGCCCUUGAGAAUCCCGCUGUUCAACGUUUAGUGAAGCGACACCGAGAGAGGGGAGAGUUUGACCGACGAGGAAGGAGAUGGGAAACUGUCUGAAAUCUCCCACCUCGGAUGACAUUUCUUUGCUUCAUGAAUCACAGUCGGACCGGGCCAGCUACGGAGACGGUGCUGACCCCGACCUGGAGCCACCGCCCCCCUAUCAGGAGCAGAUCCACGUGCCUGUCUACCACCCAACACCGAGCCAAGCCCGACUGGCCACUCAGCUGACAGAGGAGGAGCAGGUUCGCAUCGCCCAGCGAAUCGGACUCAUCCAGCACCUCCCAAAGGGCGUAUACGACCCAGGGCGGGAUGGCUCUGAGAAGAAGAUCAGAGAGUGCGUCAUCUGUAUGAUGGACUUUGUGUAUGGAGACCCCAUCCGGUUCCUACCCUGCAUGCACAUCUACCACAUGGAUUGUAUAGACGACUGGCUAAUGAGAUCCUUCACCUGCCCCUCCUGCAUGGAGCCUGUGGACGCCGCGCUGCUUUCCUCCUAUGAGACCAACUGACACAUACACACAGACAUAUGCCCACGGACACCUGUGGACCAGACUGGACACAAACAUACAAUAUGCACACAAAUGGACAAACACACAACUCCCAUCUUGCUAACCUGUAUCCUGGAUUAGUAAGAUGCUGCUGUAAAACUGUGACAGUGUAAAAGAUUUAGGAUGAACUCUUUUUGUGUCUGUGUGUGUGUGAGCAUGCAUGUGUGUGUAUGUGUGUGCACACAAGUUCCCCAGUUGGCCUGCUGGACAGGAUUGGAGGAAUGAACAGAGCGUUGGCGUUAGGGACAAGCUGGAAGGAGCUGGAUCGAGCUGGAUCGAGAAGAGGAGUAAAAGGCGGGAGCUGGCGAUGGGAGAUGAGAGGAUGCCAGUGCAAAAGGAAGUCGAGGGGGAUGGGGAUGGAUGACGGUUAACUCUUAUGAUUAAGAAAUCUUUCCAAGAUCCGCUUUUAUACACACACACACACAGCUGUGCCCUGUCGCACCCUUCCUUUAUUUACUUAACUCCAUAAUUGAAAUGAACAGAAUACAGGAGGAAGGACAUCUGACCACCAACAUUAGGCUGCAGAUUGUGUUAAAGCCUGAUUACUAUAAUGUCGCACAGUAAGACAAGAGGAGAAACGCCCUUCAGAAGAUCUGCCAGAUGCUUUGAUGUGUGUCCACACUGAUGUCUGUUGCAGACUGCAGAGUCACAUCCGUGACAAAAACUGCUACAGAUGCAAAAAUGUGAUUUAAAGACUGCUAGAGCUGGACAUGAGACUUAAGACUAUGAACAUUAGAUGUAUUCUGCAGACACACCACAGGCCUCCACUGGUCCACGGCACCUGGGCCUGGAGUUGUCUCUGUAUAGAUCUUUUAUGAGAAAAAUGAGUUUGGUCGGUGAAUUGAUUGAUCGUCCCGUGGCUUUGUGAAAUCUGUUCUGUGUUUGUUAUGUCAGUCAGCAUAAGGGCUUCUGAUGAACCAGUGUUUACCAACAACACAGAUAUGGAAACAGGAAAUACAGUAUGUGCUUUAGUCAUUAAUGUGGUGUAUAGCUGGUAGACCGUUGCUGUCGAGCUAUCGACUACUCAUGACUUCCCCAGUCACAGUGAGAUCUCAGAUUAUUGGCCAAAGCACAAGCAGACCAGUCAACAAACCAGUGACACAAAUCAGAGAUAUUUGCACUUCUUAAUCAGACUUGUGACAAGAGUUGACCUUAUGCAUUCAGUAAUUAUGUUAUAGUGAAGUAUUUGUUUUACCUACUUUCUCAUUACCACUACAAUGAUUUGUAAUGAAAGCCACCAUCUCUGUGGACCGGGAGUGGAAAAAUAAUUUAUUACUGGUGACAUUAUCCAAACUACUGAAUGAUUUAAUUCCAAGUUUGGCACUUUUGGUUGUCUAAAUCAUGUAAUUCUAGGGACAAGUCAAGGACAGAAUUAGAAACUAGACAAGAUUGGGCUUAUUUAAAGUGUUUGCAUAUGUUAAAGGGGAACGCCACCUAAUUUAAGAAUUCCACUAUAUCAUUUCUACAGCCUGAGAAAGUUUAAUCAUUAUUUAUGAACAUAAGCUACUUUCUGUCAAACCUAGAAACACCUGAGACUUAAGUCUCAAACUUGUGAUGUCAUCAAGUAUAAGGUCUGGUCUGCUCCAAAGACAACUGACCGAUUCUAAGUCCCGCCCCCUUAACUGUUGCUCAGUUGGACAACAUUGCCAAAAAGAAACAUGGCGAUGCCAGUUUACCGGGAGCGGCUGCAUUUAGUAGAUAGUUUCUCGGAGUCAGGCAGUAUAGCUUCAAGAAGCCGACAGCAAGGACUAAAGUAUGAGAGGGAAGGUUAUAUUCACAAUGCUAACUUUUAUGAACAAGGUUAAACAACACAAAUUGAGGCUUCUAGUCAAUGAAAAAAGGGACAAGUAGAGACCAAGGAUGACGAGACGAUCAGCCAACACUGCUUCUGUACUGCUGGUAUGUGUCCCCUUUUUCCCCCACUAGGGAUCAGUAAAGUACUCUCUGUAUUUAUUACUGAAUACAGAGCACGGUACUGAAGUAGUAUUAUCCUCUCUUUACCAUAGAAAUAACCUCAGUUGCUUUGUGGGCAGAACGUUGCCUUACAGAGAAAAUAUAGAUUUCUGGGUACCAAUAACUCAUGUAAUCUAUAAAAUACGGUAGCUACCAAACUAUCGGUCCCUUUCCAAAUCUUUUUAACAUUGUCACAGACACAUGGAGGAAGCAAACCUGACAGACAUUAGUAACACCUCUUGAUUUAGCUUUACUUUAGCUAGCUAAUUAGCUAGCAUUUUGCUAAUAUUAGCUAAUUUAAGCUAUGACCUGGCUGACGUUGCUGAUUUGACAUUAGGCUAAUCCCCUCUUGAUGUAGCUUUACAUUAGCUGGCUAGUUAGCUAGCGUUUUGUUAACAUUAGCUAAUUUAAGCUGUGUCCUGGCUGAAGUUGCUGAUUUGACAUUAGGCUAACCCCUCUCAAUGUAGCUUUAACUGUUAUAUAAGAUAGCUAGUUAGUUAGCGUUUUGCUAACAUUAGCUAACUUAGGCUGUGACCUUGCUGAAGUUGUCCAUCUGACAUUAGGCUAUCACCUCUUGAUGUAGCUUUACAUUAGUUAGCUAGUUAGCUAGCGUUUUGCUAACAUAAGCUAACUUUGGAUGUGACCUGGCUGACAUUAUUGAUCUGACAAUAGGCUAACCCCCUCUUGAUGUAGCUUUACGUAAGCUAGCUAGUUAGUUUGCGUUUUGCUAACAUUAGCUAACUGGACCUUGCCGACGUUGCUGAUCUGAUAUUAGACUAAUCUCUCAAGACAGAUUCUGCAAUUUACACUGUAGAGGAAAGAGUAAAGGAAGGAUUUUUUUUUCUUUUUUUACCGAUGGAUUUCCAGAUUGAUAUUAGGCUAACUCCUCUUGGUGUAGCUAUCAUUAGCUACAUUAAGAUGUGACUAAUGUAAUGCAUCCAUAAAGAGUGUGACAGACUUUCAGCCAUAUCUUUUUGCCAUCUUCAGGAUGUGGGUUUCUUUUCAACAGACAAGCUUAACACACAGUAUAUCUAUUUUAACAGGUAAGGGGAAAGUUGACCGAGGUUCUGCCCUACAUUUUAAUACCUACAAACCAGUAGUGUUCUCAGUUCUGAAACAGAAAAUGUACCCAUACACUCAGACCACUCCCUUAGAUGUUUUUAGUGUAACAGCUUUAUCACUUCAUUGUCAUUUGAGCAGCUUCAGACUGUAUACUACACAACAUCACAAAUUUGAGUUAUAGUAUUCUAGUUUUUGGAUUUGGGAGAGUUGAUCAUGUUUACUAAUAUUUUGGACCAUCUUAGACCACAGGAAUAAUGUGUAUGAAUUUUGAAAAGAGGUGUCGUUCCCCUUUAAGCACCGCUUCAUUUAGCAUCCUGUCCUGUGGCAAACAUGUUCAUAAAACCAGACCUAAAGCAAACAUUCACGAUGGAAACGGUUAAUGCUGGCAGGUGCCGCCAUCAGUACACUGGUGAUGCAAAUUUCACUUACGAGUUGUGUGUCAGUGAAUAUGACUGAAGAGGCUUGUUUACCUGGUCAGAAUCAGCCGUUCUAAAUUGGUGACCAUGUGUUCUCAGUUUAGGAAGGUUAUAUUUCAGUCCACUAUUUUAUUAAUUUCCAUCACAUCAACUUUAGGCCUCAAUCUAAAUGUGCUCCUUGCCUAAAUGUCUACCGCCCAAGUCACACAGUUUACUAUUAAAGCACAAGGAAAUAAGUUGUUCAGUUAUACUUUCCUUCUCCCUGCUUACUUUGACACGCAGGUGAGUUGGUAAGACUUUGAAUUAUGCAGGAAGUGGUUAAUCAUUUGAGCUCCCCCUGCAUAGUGGGCGUGAUACAGAUCCAACACAGUUUGAAAACAUGCCUUUAGUGAUCUGUGUAUGUGUGUGCGUACCUGUGUGUGUGUUUGUAUUAGGCUUUAUGGCCCUUGUGUGUAUGUUUAAGUUUGGGAAGGGGGGAGUGGAGUUGGCACCUUAGUUUUUGCACAGUACUUUAAUCCACAUAACUCUUUUAUGUUGUCCUCCAUCAGUAAGGUGGAGCUUCAUGGCCUUAGGUUACACAUGAGGGAGGGUUGGUAUCAGCUGCUAAAAUGUGGAGCAGAGUCCAGUUAACUUCAAGAAACAAGAAGGGGGGUUUGAUACACAGGCUGAAAAUGUGGUGCAGCCGAGCUGUCAUUGUACAUGCCAUUUCGGGAAGAAUACAAAAGGUGUCAAGGAAACGGUCCAUCUACAUUGUCAGGAAAACAAAUAAACUGUCAGUGUAUGUUUGGGUUGGA
This is a messenger RNA of Epinephelus fuscoguttatus (brown-marbled grouper), 5182 nucleotides long. It is a transcript of the gene rnf11b, whose product is annotated as ring finger protein 11b. NCBI's taxonomy places the organism in Eukaryota, Metazoa, Chordata, Actinopteri, Perciformes, Serranidae. The transcript has 3 exons. The record is from RefSeq and is a predicted model, not a curated record. Bases 454 to 918 code for a protein of 154 amino acids.